AUGCAGUUCUGCAGAAAGGUGCUGUGCCAGCCAUGUAGUGCCAGGGUCACUUCACCACAGGAGGACAUGGAAUACAGGAUGGGGAGCUGCAUCGGAAUCUCACACAGCCAGCCAGAAGAGGGCGCUCCAGAGAAUGUUGUUCUGUUUCCACCACAGGAAACUCAAAAUGACAGCUUUCAGGCUGAAGUUGAGAGUUUGACCCAGAGGGACGACAGGACGCUGCUGACCGAGGUCUCGGCGAGCCUGCAGAGUCUGCCGCUUCAGCCGGUGUACCCCGACGUCCCGGUCAUCACCGGAGUGGAGGAGAGCGGGGGUGCUGCUGCAGACCAGGAGGACAAGGAUGAGCUAGAGUUUCCACACGACCUGCUGCCCAGUCUGGACUUCAGCAGUGAGUUCAACAUCUGGGGGUCAUCGCUGGGAGCUCAGACGAGCUCAGGGAAAUGUGAGCAGGUGAACCCUUUGCUGGCGAGCCUGCAGCAUCACGUGGAAGUGAGUGGACCGCGGGUGGUUCUAGACACAAGGCCUCAUGACAGCGACCCAGUUCCCACAGGUGCCCAGCCUCCACCUCAGCUCGCUGCCACACCUCACUCGGGUGUCCGACCCCUGACCCCUCCCUCAUCUGCGCUCAUAGACAGGGAGCUGCAAGCGGCCUUCCAGGAAUGUGAAGAGCAAAUGGCCUCGCUGGGCCUUCUUACUCCCAUAGAGCAGCCUGGCAUCACGCAGGAGACUGUUCACGAUGAAGGAAAGAAAACUGAAGGCGUGACAGUUAAUAAGUCCAGUGAGUCAUCGUCACCGUCUCCAAUCAUAGUCCAGCCAGGACAAAGCAGUGGAGGCCAUGGAAACAAGAACACACAUGGAAACAGUGAGGCAGCAAACACUCAGAGAGACGUACUUGUGUUUAGUUUCAGGAAUUAUAUACUGGGCACUGAGGAUAGUGCCGGAGCAGCAGAGACAAAAUGUGAAAUAAAAGUAACACAGAGCACAGAUGGAUGUGCAGAGAUUAAGUCAGAAAAAGAACGAGAGCCUGAUAAUGGGUUUGAUUACAAGCAACCGCUGAGUCCUGCAGGACCGCCCAGCCCCCAUCUAUCACCCUCACAGAGCCGAGAGGAUCGUCUUACUGACUGCUCACCUGCGACCAGCCGGGGUCCUUCUCAGAGGACUCAUCUGUCAGAUAACCUCAGCCCUGCAGAUGCCCCAUGUGGCGAGAGCUCAGACAAGAACACGCAGAGGAGGCAACAUGCACCCGGAGGUGUCAUCAACAACCAAAAUACACCCGAGACACAUGUCCAAACUACAGUUAUCGAUGCCUGUGCUUCUGCUGGUGAGAGAUCGGAUGCACAAACACAGGAGGUUAUAGUUACCACAGAAGCAGCAAAACCCACGCAGGAGAAACUGAGCCCACUCACCGACAGUCCAACUUGUGUGGGAGAGAGUUACACGGAGAGUGCCCUUGAACAGGCUAUAGUGGUGGUAGCUGCGUUGCCACUGACAACACCCACGAUGCCAGAAGUGAUAAAAAGCAAGGGAGAGGGCGAGAGCGUGAGUUGCAAUUCACCGGAGAGAGUAGCUACUGUAGCAUUUGCAGAGAGUGAGAAAGCGGGAGCAGAGGAGGGAUUGGGAGGAAGAGAAGAGUGCCUCAGCUCUGCAGACGGAGAGAGAGAAAGGCUCCUGGACAGCCCUCCUCGGCUCCCAUUAUUCUGUUCACAGGGAAAAUGUGGACUUGCAUUCUCGGCCAAAGACGGACAGUCGGUGUCUGAGAGAGGCUGCAGCGGCAAAAUGCCACACAACUCGGCUGAGACGGAAAUGAAGGGACCGCGAGAGACCACCGCUCAUGUUGCAGACGCAGAGAGCCCGCCAGCCGAAGAGGGAGACAGAGAGAAGGACACGCUCCUGUUAGAGGCGUACAUCAAUAAUUCUCCCCUAGGGAUACUUACUGGUCCUCAUCGUCAGGCUCACAGUGCUGUGGGAUUGGAGGGAGCAGGAGAGGGGGGAGGAGGACAAAGAAAGGAGGUGGAAGAGAAAGGAGGGCUUGCUACAGACCACAGUUCAUUCAGCCAGCCAGAGGGCUAUGCUAGUGGGGUGUCAUCAGCUGAGACUGAGGAGUGUCCGCCCACCGAUGUUGCAGAGUCACAGCCCAAGUCACAGAGCCGGAGUGAGCCGAAUGCUGCCGUCGCUGAGAGCAUCUACACCGAACAGCACCAUCACUCUGACUCCGCACCGCUCCCCACUCAGCCUGAGCAGAGCUCCAGCAGUGCAAACAAAGGGGUGAGGGCUGAUCUCAAACAGAAUUUGAUUCCAGGCGAAGCAGUGUCUUUGGGACACACUUGUGAGGAGUCAUCCAUCACAGAGACAGAGAGAAACGACAGCCAGCUCCUGCUCAAACCUCCGCCUCUGACUACUCCGCAACGAGCCCCAGUCGAGCGGCAAAGAAGCAACGAUCAACAGGUACAGCCUGAGAGUGGCACCACAGAAAGUGCAGCUGAGAGCCAAGUUCAAGCCCACAGCAACACUGGUAACCCUGCUAUGUCCGGAAUGGCUGUGUUAGUGUGUGGAGGCAGCAGUGGAGGCAACCACAGAGUUCACUUUGCAGACACAGUGAAAGGAGAGGGCAGUUCCUCUGUGGAUCUCAGGAACAGGUCAGUGCUGCCGAUGGACUACGCCUCUCUGCUUCCCCUGAUUGUACAUGAGAGUUUGCAUCAUCCCGUGGUUGAGGCCAGCUACAUCUUCCCAGAUUUCCUCAGCUUGAAGAAGCCAGAAAUCCCCACCAGUGCAGCUUCUACCAAGGAUGAACCAACGACACAAAGCUCAGCAGACUUUCCGAAAGAGAUUGAGUUGGAUAAAGGAGAUUUGGCGACCAAAGAUACCAAGGAGAAUGUUGCAAUAGAUCCGUCAGCAGGAAGUGCCAUCUCUAACCCUGAUAUUGGAACAGCUGAACAGGUGUCGACAAAUGUGAUCAAGCAAGAAGAGGCGACGACGCCCAGUGACCCCGGUCAUCACCACCCUACCCCAUUAGAUCAAACCGAUCCUUUGAAUGAUCAGCAGAGUGAAAAUGAAUCAGGGACUUCAGAAGUGACAGUCUCUGACCGGUCGAUUCCUGCUAUCGAGCAAUGUGCCAGUAAUCCUGCUUUUGUGCUGCGGCCCCCUGGUCCAAUGUUGAGUCACUGGGAGUUCAUUAAUGACUGUGGUAUCUGUCUUCCUGAGGAUACAGAGAAGCGCAUUGCUGAGGGUGACGCCACCAAAGUCUCUGGAGAGGUGGAGGACAGCAAGAGCGGGGAAAUGACACGUAUGUCUUUAGCGUGGGAUCUGGAGCACGCUGAUCAACAGAAGCAACAGCAACAGCAGAGUCAGGGCUGCAGACACCCCACAGAGGAGGCAUCAGGUGAUUGCCUAGAGGGGGGAGAAAAAAAGGAGAAGGCCGAAGCCCUGCUUCCAGGAAGAAAAGAUGCAGAAGAAGAAAGAGACGCUGCUGUCGAGAGUUUGUGUCAGUCAGAAAGCAGGAAGGGGUUGAUACAUGAUGACAGCAGAGGCUCAGAACAAGUAUUAGGUCCAGAGAAAGAAGAUGCAGAGGGAUCACAAGCUGUUAAAGGAGUUGACAGGGUUGCAAAAGAGGCUGAGGAACUUCGUACAGAAACAUUCAGUGCCCUGCCUGAUCCUGAUGGGCAACCGGAAACUGUGGAAAACGACGUUAGUGCUGCAGUAGCUGUGAAAAGCAACAGAAGUGAAGCUGAGGAGUGUGAAAUGCUGGAUUCAGUGUGCGGGUCUCUUGAGCUGCAAAGCCCCAAUAAAAGCUCAGUCACACAGAGCAGCCCAGUAGCACAAACAGCCAUAAAAGGCCCUGAUGUAGAGGAGAUCACAAGGGAAGAUAAAGCAGCGUUGGACGGAGAGAAAGCCAGCAGCCAGGGGAACGGACAAAAGGCUGCUGAGAGUCCUGAUCCUGGACUAACAGCCCACAAACCGGAUGCUGACUGGAUAAAAGCUCUAAAAGAGGCUGCAUCCUGUUGUCAGAGUCACCAGAGAGUUAAGUCAGUGGAGACCUCAAGAGCCCUCCCGUCUCUGGAGUCUCCUCAACUAGAGUUUCUCACUCCGACCGAGGAGGUAGCUGCUCCUCUGAAACAGGAGGAGGAGGAGGUCCGGCCACCAGACUUGGCAACGGAGAAGUCCACAGAGAUCCCACCUCUGAAUCGUGUGAAAAAGCCAGUGGAUUUUCCUGAACCUUUAAAGAAGUCAAUAGAUCUCCCAGAACCAACACAGCUGACGGUCAAGUUUUCCGAACCAACCCAAAGCACAAAAGAAGAACCCUCAGAUUUAACCAAGAAACAAGAGGAGUCUCCCGAAGAACUUCCAGAAGCCAAAGCAGAUCCGCUAAUUUCUUCAGAAAUUGAAGAGGGGAGCGCGGAGCUCCUAGAACCAGCACAAAGCACAGAAGAGCUGCCAGAAUCAACAGAAAAUGAGGAACCAGAACCAACAAAGGUGACAACCGAGCCCCGAGAACCUGAGGAGAAGCUGAUUAGUGAGCUGUUAGUGGAAGAACCUGUGGAGACCCCACCAGAGGAGCCAGUGAAGGAGCCGGCUGAGGCAGAGACUGAAGCAGUCCAGGAUCCUGCACAGAGAAGUGGCUGUCCCCCUGCCUCUCCCCUGCCUCCCACUUCCCCCUUCCUGCCUGAGCCCCCUCCUCACCUCCACGACAGCGCGGAGUUCCCCACUCCUCCUCCCACACCCCCGGAGAGACACACACCUGAAGUAACCCCACCUGCAUCCCCCAGCCUUCCUCCUCCUCUCCCUCCUCCCGCAGCCCCUGCAUCCCCUCCUGUACCUCCUACUCACGAGGACCCCGGCCCUGCUUCUGCACCCUGCCACCAGAACUUAAGGAGCUCAGAUUCUGAUGGAGCGUUUGAGACCCCUGAAGCUACCACUCCAGUCAAGGCUGUUUCUCCUGUAGACCCCCAGAUCCUGCUUCUGACAUCUGAUGACAAAGUAGCAGAGACCUCAGUCAGUGACCCUGCCUCUGACUUGACUUCAAUUGAUGAACGAUGCCGUUCUCCAUCUAUUGUUUUUGAUGAAAACAAGCCAAUCGCAGCCAGUGGCACAUACAACAUUGCGCAUAAUGCUACUGAUUCAUCAAGUCACACACUCGCUCGAUCCCUCAGCCUCCAGGGAGGAGAGCUAGAGAGCUGUGGUCUGUUUGAUGGAUCCACAAAAGGAGGUUUCCAACCAAAUUCAGAGUCCUUCAGCGUAGGCACAGAGAGUGCCCCAGGUACACUCCACAGGCCCAAGAAGGUCCGUCCUGGUUCUGUGAAGAAGAAGCCUCUUGUUAGACAGAACUCCAACCCAGAAAGUCCAAGGCCUGCCUCAUCCAGCAGCACCCCAGAGGUCAAGAAGCGGGCAAAGCCUCGAACUGCCAGCCCUCUCCUGGCUCAGGAGGAAGCAGAAGGAGGAUCUGCAACACCGAGCCCUGGAGGAACCCUCCGCAGAACCAGGAAGAACCGUGUUGAAACUCCACCUCCUCUCCUGGAAGAGACCAAUCACACCAGCCAAGAAGAGAGCCUUGUCAUCCCUGCCUUACCCUUGUGCCACGAGGAGACACCUCUCCCUGGUAGUGCAACAGACCAAGAAGAAUCUCCCAUCCCCCCUUGUACCUCCUAUAAAUGGGAUCCAGAUAAUUUUGAUAACAUUGACCCUUUCAAUACAGGAGGUAGUAAAAUUGCCAACUCCCCAGAACUAGGACGUAAAGGUCCAGUCUCUAUUGCUACGCCUGCAGAGAGUUUCCCUGUCCCUGCUGCAGACCCACAUCAAUAUAGCCCUCCAGCUCCUGUUCAGGAGCCAAUCACCAACCCUGAAGAGCAACCGAUCAACCCCAAGCGUCAGGCGGUAAGGCUGGAGUUUGACUACUCUGAGGAGAGCAGUGAGGUGUCACACCAGGCCUCACCCCCACUCAAGAAAGUGGGCAAGAAACCUGGUUCCAAGAUGCCUCUGAGGAAACCAAAGCUGGGGAUGAAGAAGGCUCCUCCAGCACAGCUGGAGCAGCUGGACAACGACUCUCCAGCAACACACAACGGCAACGACGAUGAAAUCUCUGCUCCUAAAGCAUCAUACAGUUUUGAAACGGACAAGUGGGAAAAUCCAAAUUUCAAUCCAUUUACCUCCAAGACAGGAAUUGGCAACUCCCCUAAAUCGUCCAGGCAGUCUUACAGCUUUGACCCCACUAACUUAGACGACUCAACAGAACCAUUCAAAUCCUCCAAUAAGAUGGCCGACUCUCCCCCGAAGGCCUCUGCCUCUUUUGAACUGUCAUCCAAUGACUAUGAUAAUGAAAAUGACAAUGACAACCUGGGGGAACUGGAGGACCAAAACCAGAACAAACCUGCCAAGAAAAAGAAAACUCCUCUCAAAUCGAAGUCCAGGGGUGUGUCCUCUCUAUGUUGUUUGUUUAAUACUUUCAGAGUGAAGAGGUCGCCAAAGAAAUCCCCACUGUCUGAAACAUCACCGGAUCCUACGUUCACAGAUGAGCCCUCCUCCCUCCACCCACAGGAAGACCACGCCACAGACGAGGAGAAGCUGGCCUCCUCCACCAGUCACAAGUGGGCCGCCCUGCAUGACAUGGAUGCAGAACUGAACUCUGACCAACAAGACUUUCCUCAGCCGAGCGACCUCACAUCCUUCGUUAAUGAGAUCAGUCUUCCUCAUCAGAGUCUAGUGCAAGACUAUGAAAUCGAGUACAUGGAGAAGAUUGGCUCCUCUUCGCCUCCACCCUCAGUGAAGAAGCCAUCUUUGUACCUGAAUCUGGAUUCAGUGUCUGACAAGUUAACCAAGAACAUGGGUGCACAUGGAUCUGAGCCCAGCUCCCCCUGCACAGGGAGCUUUGAGGAGAUGGAGGCCCAGAUAUCAGCAAGUAUAAAGACACCGGUGCUGAGCUCCCGGCCCGGACCCGAGGGCUCUGCCGGAGACAAGGGCAGGAAGAGAGAGAGUGAAUCUCUCAGUCGAACUCAGAGCUCAGAGAGGGACGAGCAGUCCCCUAGCCAGGGCCCCAUGGAGGCCCCUGCUCCUGUCCCGGCCAUGCCCCUGUUAGACAGGCUGUCUGAGUGUGAGGACCCUCUGCAGUACCUGGAGCCUGACCUGGCCGAGACCAACCCCACCGCAUUCGCCCAAAAGCUACAGGAGGAGCUGGUGCUUGCUGCCCUGAGGAUAGAGGCUCUGCAGGUAGCCAAAAACAUCUCUCAGUGCCCCUCCCUCUCCACUGUAACCCCCCAGCACAGAGACACGUUGUCUCCGGUGGAGAGUGCCGUGUCCAAGAACUCGCUGUACCCCAGGACCGCCACCACCAACUACAUCGAAGGGGAGAGUCCCCACCUGCCCAGGGAUCUGGACCACUCGUUGGGAAUUGCACGAGUAGAGAUUGUGACAAAGGAGAAAGAAGUGCUGGAGUGGCAGAGAAAGUAUGAAGACAGCCGACAGGAAGUGGGGGAGAUGAGGAGAAUUGUUGCUGAGUAUGAGAGGACAAUUUCACAGAUGAUUGAGGAUGACCAGAAAGAGAAGUCUCUCUCCCACCACACCAUCCAGCAACUGAUCGUGGAGAAGGACCAGGCCCUGUCCGACCUCAACUCCGUGGAGAAGUCCCUGGCCGAACUCUUCCGUCGUUACGAAAAGAUGAAAGAUGUGCUGGAGGGCUUCCGCAAGAAUGAAGAGGUUCUGAAGAAGUGCGCUCAGGAAUAUCUGUCCAGAGUCCGUAAGGAGGAACAGCGCUAUCAGGCCCUGAAGAUUCAUGCAGAGGAGAAACUAGACAAGGCCAAUUCAGACAUAGCUCAUGUGAGAAUCAAGGCCAAGCAGGAGCAGGCCGGACACCAGGCCAGUCUGAGGAAGGAGCAGAUGAAAGUGGACUCUCUGGAGCGCACUUUAGAGCAAAAGAACAAAGAGAUCGAGGAGCUGACAAAGAUUUGUGACGAGCUGAUCGCCAAGAUGGGGAAGAGUUAGCGCCUGCGUCACAUCCGGGCCAAGUCUCAAAGAGAAGACGAGUGGCAGUUGAAAAACUACUUAGAAAAUGAAGCAGAUCAGUUUUAUUUAUCACUCCACCAAGGACUAAUGGAGAUCUUAGCCCUGAGUGGUUUUGCAGAUUUUAUUACCUACUGACUUUGUCUCCACAGGAUCCACAGAAAUGGCUUCCUCUAAAUCACUCUGUACAUUGUUUUGAUGUGUCAGCGUAUCGUAUUGUAACAGAGGUCUGAUUUAAAGAUUUAGAAAAUGUACCAUAUCACUAAUGAGUGUGUUGGUGUGUGUGUGAGAGAGUGUGGGUGUGUGUGUCGAUGAGAGAGUGAGAGCAUUGUUUGUGGGUGAAAAUUAUCUAUAAUGUUGUUGCCAUGACAGCCAUUGAGGGAGAAGACUGUUUACCCGCUCCUGUUGUCGUCUCAAAGAUAGGCUUUGACAAAGAGUAUCAGAGAGUUAGAUUCAUUUAUAACAUGUUGAUACACCACAAAGAGAACUCAAACUAUCACAGUAGCUUCCUGCAUGUGAGAGAGAAAUGUUAAUGUUUGUAUAUACCAUAGGAAAUUCCAAGUAUCUGCAUUUUUGAUAGUUAUUCUGUCAUCCUCAGUGCGCUUUUCCUCAUGUAACCUUGUAGAUAUUUGUCAUACUUGUCAUAGCUUUCUCGAUGAAAUCGUGGGGACUUUAUUUUUUUGAUUUUAUUUUGAUAUGAGGCAAACUAAUCGUGACUGUAUUCAGUUGUGACAAGGAGUAAUUUAAUUUUGGAUGGAUAUGUCCUCGUCCUGCUAUGGUGGUUGUGUCACACUGAGGAAAAACCUUCUGCACAGCUACUGUACAGCGUCUGCUUACAAAGUGCAAUAAAAGAUGGCAAUACAGCA
Molecule: messenger RNA, 8852 nt
Organism: Limanda limanda (common dab)
Lineage: Eukaryota; Metazoa; Chordata; Actinopteri; Pleuronectiformes; Pleuronectidae
Gene: tacc2
Product: transforming, acidic coiled-coil containing protein 2
Exons: 30
Coding region: 1-7968 (2655 amino acids)
Biological process (GO): cerebral cortex development; cell population proliferation; mitotic spindle organization
Cellular component (GO): cytoplasm
Source: RefSeq, a predicted model, not a curated record